Acanthosepion pharaonis is the source of this 1599-nucleotide messenger RNA. Lineage: Eukaryota; Metazoa; Mollusca; Cephalopoda; Sepiida; Sepiidae. The record is from the annotation of a GenBank genome assembly.
AUGUCAGUUCAAGAGUUUACAACACUAUCUGAUUUUCUUUUCGUAACUAUUUCCAUUUUUUAUAUCUAUCUAUAUAUCUAUCUCAGUGUGUCCAUAUCUAUCUAUCUAUCUAUCUAUCUAUCUAUCUAUCUAUCUUUACAACACUAUCUCUCUGAUUUUCUUUUCGUAACUAUUUCCAUUUUUUAUAUCGAUCUAUAUAUCUAUCUCAGUGUGUCCAUAUCUAUCUAUCUAUCUAUCUAUCUAUCUAUCUAUCACGCAACUGCAAGUAACUUCUUCUUCUUCCGUCCUGCAACUCUUCUCGCCAAGGUCCGAACUCUUUCUCUGCCGUCUGAGCUCUUCUGCCUAUCUGGCCUGCAAUUCUUCGGUCUGUCUGGCCUGCAAUUCUGCUCCAACUUCUCUGCGGCUUUCUUCUCUUCGACUUGGCUGCAACUUCUCUGCCUGUCCGGGCCAAACAUACAAGGGGCGAAUGAACAGUAUUUUCAUAUCUAUCUAUCUAUCUAUCUAUCUAUCUAUCUAUCAAUCUAUCUAUCUAUCUCAGUCUGUUCUUAUCUAUCUAGUUUGAGUCAUCAUAUAUAUCUAUUUCCGUCUAUACAUAUCUAUCUAUCUAUCUAUCUAUCUAUCUCAUCAUAUCUAUCUAUCUAUCUAUCUAUCUAUCUAUCUAUCUAUCUAUCUAUCUAUCUAUCUAUCUAUCUAUCUAUCUCAGUCUGGGUCAUAUCUAUUUAUACUAGUCAAUUCAUAUCUAUCUAUCUAUCUAUCUCAGUCUGUUUCUAUCUAUCUAUCUAUCUAUCUAUCUAUCUAUCUAUCUAUCUAUCUAUCUAUCUAUCUAUCUCAGUCUGGUCAUAUCUAUCUAUACUAGUCAAUUCAUAUCUAUCUAUCUAUCUAUCUAUCUAUCUAUCUAUCUAUCUAUCUAUCUAUCUCAGUCUGUUUCUAUCUAUCUAUCUAUCUAUCUAUCUAUCUAUCUAUCUAUCUAUCUAUCUGUUGAUUAUGUUAGCGCUUAUAAUCUAUCUCAGUCUGGUCAUAUCUAUCUAUUCUAGUCAAUUCAUAUCUAUCUAUCUAUCUAUCUAUCUAUCUAUCUAUCUAUCUAUCUAUCUAUCUAUCUAUCUGGUCAUAUCUAUCUAUCUAUCUAUCUAUCUAUCUAUCUAUCUAUCUAUCUAUCUAUCUAUCUAUCUCCGUCCGUCUGGUCAUACAUCCAUUCAUCCAUCCAUCUAUCUAUCUAUCUAUCUAUCCAUCUAUCUCAGUCUGGUCGUAUCUAUCCAUCCUAGUCAAUUCAUAUCUAUCUAUCUAUCUAUCAUCUAUCUAUCUAUCUAUCUAUUCAUCCAUCUAUCUAUCCAAUCUAUCUAUCUAUCUAUCUAUCUAUCUAUCUAUCUAUCUAUCUAUCUAUCUCAGUCUGGUCAUAUCUAUCUAUCCUAUCAAUUGGAUCUAUCAUAUCUAUCUAUCUAUCUAUCUCAUAUCUAUCUAUCUAUCUAUCUGGUCUAUCUAUCUAUCCUAGUCAAUUCAGAUCUAUCUAUCUAUCUAUCUAUCUAUCUAUCUAUCUAUCUAUCUAUCUAUCUGACUCUCUCAUUAAUUCUGUUACCCUGGUCGCUCACCCUUUCACAAUAA